Messenger RNA from Micropterus dolomieu (smallmouth bass), 1086 nucleotides. Its product is annotated as clavesin-1-like. The transcript is spliced from 7 exons. Gene Ontology annotation, cellular component: membrane. Gene Ontology annotation, molecular function: phosphatidylinositol bisphosphate binding. NCBI's taxonomy places the organism in Eukaryota, Metazoa, Chordata, Actinopteri, Centrarchiformes, Centrarchidae. Bases 112 to 1086 code for a protein of 324 amino acids. The record is from RefSeq and is a predicted model, not a curated record.
GAUUGUACCGCAAAACAAUCAACACAACCAAACUGUCUGGACAUACGUCUUCAGGUCCUGAAGUUGGAAUUAAACACAUUUUGGACGUUAGGAACCAAACCACACUCCACAAUGACGCAUCUACACGCAGGCCUGAGCUCAGAGACGACAGAAAAGGCUCGUCUAGAGCUGAAUGAAAACCCGGACACUCUGCAUCAGGACAUCCAGCAGGUGCGGGACAUGAUCGUCACGCGGCCAGACAUCGGUUUCCUGCGGACGGACGAUGACUUCAUCCUCCGUUUCCUGAGAGCCAGGAAGUUCAACCAGGCGGAGACCUUCAGACUGCUGGCCCAGUACUUCCAGUUCAGACAGCAGAACCUCGACAUGUUCCAGAGCUUCAAGGUGGAUGACCCGGGUAUUAAGCGGGCGCUGAUGGAUGGUUUCCCGGGUGUACUAGAGACUCCAGACCAACAUGGCCGAAAAAUCCUUAUCCUGUUUGCCUCCAACUGGGACCAGAGCAGGAACUCUUUCACAGACAUCCUGCGGGCGAUCCUGCUCUCUCUGGAGGUUUUGAUAGAGAACCCGGCGCUCCAGAUCAACGGUUUCAUCCUCAUCAUCGACUGGAGCAACUUCUCCUUCAAACAGGCCUCCAAGCUCACGCCCAACAUCCUCAAACUGGCGAUCGAGGGCCUCCAGGACAGUUUCCCCGCUCGGUUUGGAGGAAUCCAUUUUGUGAAUCAGCCGUGGUACAUUCACGCCAUGUACACCAUCAUCAAACCUUUCCUCAAAGACAAGACCAGGAAAAGGAUCUUCCUCCACGGGAACAACCUGAACUCGCUCCACCAGCUCAUCCAGCCAGAGUGUUUGCCAUCUGAGUUUGGCGGGACUCUGCCUCCGUAUGAUAUGGGCAUCUGGGCCCGAACGCUGCUGGGACCCGACUACAACGACGAGACAGAGUACACGCUGACCUACGAUGCCCUGCACGUCAGGGAGAACUGUGGAGGAGGAGACAAGGAGAUGAUGAAGAGGUCUCAGUCUGCGGUGGAACCAGGAACUCUCCGACAAACUGAAAGAGAGACCAGCACGCCACUACUGGCCCUGGACUGA